AUGGCGGAGGCAGGCGCCGUGGCCGUCUGCGUGCGGGUCCGGCCGCUCAACAGCAGAGAAGAAGCUCUUGGAGAAGAUACCCAAGUUUACUGGAAAACUGACAAGAACACUAUUUAUCAAGUCGAUGGGAGUAAAUCCUUCAAUUUUGAUCGGGUCUUUCAUAGCAAUGAAACUACCAAAAAUGUGUAUGAAGAAAUAGCAGUUCCAAUCAUAGAAUCUGCCAUACAAGGCUACAAUGGUACUAUAUUUGCCUAUGGACAGACUGCUUCAGGAAAGACAUACACUAUGAUGGGUUCACCAGAUUACUUGGGAGUAAUACCCAGAGCAAUUCAUGACAUUUUCAAAAAAAUUAAGGAGUUCCCUGAUAGAGAAUUUCUCUUACGUGUAUCAUACAUGGAAAUAUACAAUGAAACCAUUACAGAUUUACUCUGUGACACUCGAAAAAUGAAACCUUUAGUAAUUCGAGAAGACUUCAAUAGGAAUGUCUAUGUGUCUGAUCUCACAGAAGAAGUCGUUUACACAUCAGAAAUGGCAUUGAAGUGGAUCACAAAGGGGGAAAAGAACAGACAUUAUGGAAUAACAAAAAUGAAUCAAAGAAGCAGCCGUUCUCAUACUAUCUUUAGAAUGAUUUUGGAAAGCAGAGAGAAGGGUGAGCCUGCUAAUUGUGAAGGAUCUGUCAAGGUGUCCCAUUUGAAUUUGGUUGAUCUUGCUGGGAGUGAAAGGGCUGCCCAAACAGGAGCUGAAGGUGUGCGACUCAAGGAAGGCUGUAAUAUAAAUCGAAGCUUAUUUAUUUUGGGACAAGUGAUCAAGAAACUUAGUGAUGGACAAGUUGGUGGCUUCAUAAAUUAUCGAGAUAGCAAAUUAACACGAAUUCUCCAGAAUUCCUUGGGAGGAAAUGCGAAAACCCGUAUUAUCUGCACAAUUACUCCAGUGUCCUUUGAUGAAACACUCACCACUCUGCAGUUUGCCAGCACGGCUAAAUACAUGAAGAAUACUCCUUAUGUUAAUGAGGUAUCAAGUGACGAAGCUCUCUUGAAAAGAUACAGAAAAGAAAUAAUGGAUCUUAAAAAGCAAUUAGAGGAGGUUUCUUUAGAGACAAGAGCCCAGGCAAUGGAGAAAGACCAAUUGGCACAACUUUUGGAAGAAAAAGACUUACUUCAAAAAGUACAGAUUGAGAAAAUUCAAAAUUUGACUCAAAUGCUAGUGACCUCUUCCUCCCUCACAGCCCAACAGGAAUUAAAGGCUAAAAAAAAGCGAAGAGUUACGUGGUGCCUUGGCAAAAUCAACAAAAUGAAGGACUCAAACUAUGUGAAUGAAUUUAAUAGGACGAAUGUAACGACGAAAACAAACAAAGCUGCGGUGACUUUACUAGGAGAAAUUGAUGAAUCUUUCUGUUCAGAGGCUGAUGUUUUCAGUAACACCCUUGAUACAGUAACUGAAAUAGAGUGGAAUCCAGCAACAAAGCUUCUAAGUCCGGAAACCUUAGAAAGUGAGUUGAGCUUACUUCAGGCUAACUAUGAGAGUCUGACAUUAGACUAUGAACAACUAAGAAGAGAAAAUGAAGAAAUGGAAUUGAGAUUAAAAGAGAAGAAUGAUUUGGAUGAAUUUGAAGCUCUCGAAAAGAAAACUAAAAAAGACCAAGAGAUGCAACUAAUUCAUGAAAUUUCCAACUUAAAGAAUUUAGUUAAGCAUUCAGAAGUAUAUAAUCAAGAUCUUGAGCAUGAGCUAAGUUCAAAAGUGGAGCUGCUUAGAGAAAAAGAAGACCAGAUUCAGAAGCUACAGAAAUAUAUAGACUCACAGAAGUCACAAAGCCUAACAAUGGACUUGUCGUGCUCGGCGGAAAAUACUGAAGAUCUUAAACAAAUGAAACAGACUCUGUUUGAUGCUGAAACUGUAACCCUUGAUGCCAAGAGACAAUCAGCCUUUCUUAGAAGUGAAAAUCUAGAACUGAAGGAGAAAAUGAAAGACCUUGAAGAUGCAUACAAACAAAUGGAAAAUGAUAUUAAGGUAUCUCAACGCCAAUUGGAAACAAAAAAGAAAAUGCAAGUCGAUCUAGAGAAAGAAUUGCAAUUUGCUUUUAAUGAAAUAGCAAAACUAACCUCUCUUGUAGAUGGCAAAGUUCCAAAAGACAUGCUCUGCAGCUUAGAAUUGGAAAGAAGGACCAAUGAUCUUCAAAAAGAGCUGAACAGAAAAAAUGAGGAAAAUGCGGCUUUGUGUAAAGAAGUGGAUUUUCUCUCUGAAUUGAAAUCUUUGUCCCCUGAAGUAGAAAUGCUGAGGAAAGAGAUACAUGACAAAUCUGAAGAGCUCAAUCUAAUAACAGCAGAAAAAGACAAACUCUUUUCUGAAGUGGCCAAUAAAGAGAAUAGAAUUCAAGGUUUACUUGGAGAAAUUGAGAACACCAAGGAUGACCUAGCUACUGCCCGGCUGAAUUACAAAAGCAUGGACCAAGAAGUUCAAGUUCUAAAAGCCAGUCAUAAGGACAUUGAGGAAAGGUACAAAGUGGCCCUUGAGGAGAAUGAGAGAAUGAAUCAGAAGUUAGAAACUCUGUCUAAUGAAACUGCAAAACUCGGGGUAAGUCUAGACAGUGUGAAGACUAAGCUUUCUCCCAAAGCCCAAGAACUUCAGCAGAAAACAAAUGAGAGUCAAGAAACUUUAAAUGAAAUGGAAGAGCUGAAGGAAAAACUAGAAAAUAGAGAUUCUAGGCUGCAAACUAUAGAAAAAGAGAAAGCAUUGCUUGCUGAGAAACUUCAACAAACCGUAGAAGAAGUAAGAAUAUUAACCCAAGAAAAAGAUGAGUUAAAACAACUCCAUGGGAGCCUACAAAUUGAGAGAGACCAACUGAAAAGUGAUAUUCAGGACACAGUAAACAUGAACAUCGAUACUCAAGAACAGUUACGAAACGCUCUUGAAUCUUUGAAACAAUACCAAGACACAAUUAACACCCUAAAAAUGAAAGUUUCUGAAGGAACAUCUAAGAAUUUGUAUAUCGAGGAAAACCGAGGAGAAACUAUGAAUGAAAUUCCAGAAGAGAUGAUUAAAAUAGACAAAUCCCAGAUAUUGAUUGCAGAUAUUGGAGAUAAUAAGCUGAUUGAACAAGAGGAGAAGAUAUUUUCUCUAAUACAGGAGAAAAAUGAACUCCAACAAAUGUUAGAGAACAUUACAGCAGAAAACGAACAAUUAAAGACUGACCUGAAGGACAAUAUUGAAAUGACUAUUGAAAACCAGGAAGAAUUAAGAUUUCUUGGACAUGAACUCAAAAAGCAACAGGAGACAGUGGCUCAAGAAAAGAGCCAACUGAUUGUGAAAGAAGACGAGCUCUCAAGGACCUCUGAGAGGUUGGCACAAGUUGAAAAAAAUCUACAGGAAAAGAGCCAACAACUUGAAGAAAUGCAGCAACAACUUCUUAGUGCAAGAGAAAAGAUGGGUGAGAUGCAGACAGAAAUAAAUGAAAUGGAGAAUUUAAAGAAUGAACUACAGAGCACAAAAAUAGCAUUGGAACAUGUAGAAAUGGAGAAGCUUGAGUUCACUAAGAAACUUAAUGAAAGUGUUUUUAUGAGCUCUGUCCUGGAAACAAAGGAAGAACUGAAGUCUGCUCACGUGAAUCUGAAAGGAUAUCAAGAAACUAUUGAUGAACUAAGAAGAAAUGUUUCUGAAAAGACAACUCAAAUAAUAAAUCUUCAGAAGGACUUGGGAAAAAAAUAUACUGAAUUACAAGGAAAGAGCCCAGUACUUCAUGUGGAACGGGAGCCACUUCCUAAUGUGAACGGAAUCAGUGAAAUGUGGGAAACAGGUGAACUGGAGCGACCGGAAGGGCAACUGAAAGACAAAGGUUCAGCACCUGCAAUCAUAGACCUGGACAGGCUAGGGUUGAUGACGAAACUUCAAGAAGGUCACGAAGAAAUAAAAUCUAUGACUAAGGAGAAAGAUGAUCUGAAAAUGAUAAGAGAAACCCUUCAAGUUGAAUGUGACCAGUUGAAAGAGGAGAUAAGAGUAACUUUGGCUAAAAUCCAAGAGGCUCAAGACAAGCAAGAGCAAUCCUUCAGUGUGAGUGACAAAGACAAUGCAACUGAGAAGCUGGUGAGUGAGAUGGAACAACUGAAGGAGCAGUUCAAAGCCAAAGAUGCCACCGUGCAAAGAAUAGAAAUGGAAAAGCUCAAGUUAGCUGAGGAACUCCAAGCAAGUGACGAUGAGGUGAAGUCUGUCACUAAAGAGAGAGAUGACCUGAAGAGGCUCCAAGGAGCUCUUCAGUCUGAAAGCGACCAACUUAAAGAAGACAUAGGGGAACUCACCUGUAAACACUUGGAAACUGAAAAGGAACUUAAAAUUGCUCAUUUGCACCUGAAGGAGCAUAAGGCAACCAUUGAUGAGUUGAGAGUGAAUGUUUCAGAAAGAGAAACUGAAAUAGCAAGCAUUCAAAAGGAAUUGGAAGCAGCCAACGCCGAAUUGCAGGAAAAGAUGGAAGAGCUUCGUGACAAACAGGAACAACAACUUAGUGUAACAGGAACCUGUGAGACACAAGAAACAGUAAGUGAACAAGAGCAACUGGUGGAGCAACUCAGAGUCAAAGAUUCACUGCUACACAGUGUCGAAACAGAGAAGCUCAAGUUGGCUGAGCGACUUCAGGAAAGCCAAGAAGAAAUAAAGAGUGUAACGAUGGAAAGAAACGAACUGAAAAGGGUGCAAGAGGUCCUUCAAAGGGAGAGAGAUCAACUCAAAGAAAAUAUUAGUGAAAUCGUAGCUAAAUGCCAAGAACUUCAAGAGAAAGAACAUCAACUUCUGAAGGUAAAAAAUGCUCUCAAGGAAAAUAUGUACCAAAUAGAGCAAUUGAAGAAGCAGUCAGAGACCCAGAACUCGAUUCUGGAAAGCACAGAAAUGGAGAAGGUGAAGUUAUCCCAGAGGCUUCAUGAAACCCUGGACGAACUGAGGUCUGCCACUAAGGAAAAAGAUGACCUGAGGCGAGGGCAGGCGUUCCUCCAGAGGGAGAGAGACCAGCUCAGAGAAAGCCUGCAAGAAACAGAAACUAAAGAUCUAGAAAAGCAAGAGGAGCUAAAAAUUGCUCACAUGCAUCUGAAAGCGAACCAGGAAAACAUUGAUAGACUCAGGUGGAUUGUUUCUGAGAAGGCAGAUGAAAUGCUCAAUAUGCAAAAGGAUCUAGAAGCGUCAAAUGCUAAGUUACAGGAAAAGAUCCAAGAACAGAAGGCAAACGAGCACCAACUUCGUAAGUUAAAAGAAGAUGUCAGUGAGGCCCAGAAAAAGAUAUCUGAAGUGGAACGAUUGAAGAAACAAUUAAAGGCCCAAAGUUUGACUCUGGAUAAAAUAGAAAUGGAGAAUUUAAAUUUGGCUCAGAAACUCCACGAACAUCUCGAAGAAAAGAAGUGUGUGAUGAAAGAAAGAGACGAGCUGAAGAGAGUGGAGGAAAUGCUCAAGCUGGAGCUGGAGCAGCUCCAGGAGGACCUGCGAGAAGUCACAGCCAGAGAUCUAGAAACACAACAGGAACUGAAAACGGCUCGCAAGUAUUUAAAAGAACACCAGGAAGCUAUUGAUAAGUACAAAGAAAAAGUUUCAGAAAAGACUGCCCAGGUUUCAACUAUUCAAAAGGAAUUAGAUAAAUCAAAAGAUGAAUUACAGAAAAGGAUCCAAGAAGUUCAGAAAAAAGAACUCCAACUUCUUAAAUUGAAAGAAGAUAUCAGUAAAAUUAAGAAAAAGGUGAAUGAAAUGGAAGAGUUGAAGAAUCAAUUUGAGUCCCAGUAUUUAUCUAUGCAAAAUUUGGAUAUGGAAAACUUGCAUUUGACUAAGAAACUUCAUGAAAACUGUGAAGAAAUCAAAAUUAUAGCUAAGGAAAGAGAUGAGCUAAAGAGAAUAAAUGAGUCUCUCAAAAUGGAGAGAAACCAAUUCAGAGAAGCCUUAAAAGAAAUUAUAGCUAGAGACCCACAGAGCCACAGAGAAGUAACGAGAAAUGAACAGAGUUCACUGCGUGAUGCAAAGCAGCACCUGACGGAAAACCUCAGAGAAAAGUGCUUUAGGAUAAAAGGACUUCUGAAGAAAUACUCAGAGAUAGAUACUCGUUAUGAGUGCUUGAAUAUGUUGUCUCUUGAUUUGGAAAAAGAAAUUGAAAUCCAAAAAGAGCUUUCAGUUAAAGUAAAAGCAAAGCUUUCACUUCCAUAUUCACAAACCAAACAGAUUCAGAAACUUCUCACUGUCAACCAGCGAUGUUCCACAGAAUUCCAUAGAAUCAUGGAGAAACUUAAGUAUGUGUUAAGCCUUAUUGCAAAGAUAAAGGAGGAACACCAUGAAGCCAUCAAUAAGCUUGAAAUGGAUUUCACUGGUGAAGUGGAAAAGCAAAAUGAACUGCUAAUUAAAAUGCAGCACCUUCAACAAGACUGUGACUGGCCAUCCAGUGAACACGUGGAUCUCAAACUAAGCCAGAAUAUGGAUCUACAUAUUGAGGAAAUUCUCAAAGACUUUUCAGAAAAUGACUUCCUCAGCAUAAAGACUGAAUUUCAACAAGUACUGGAAAAGAGGAAAGAAAUGACCCGGUUUUUGGAAGAAUGGUUAACUGCUGGUUUUGAUAUAGAAAUACUACAAAAUGACCUCCAACAAGAAAAUGAUAGGAUUUGUCAAGUGAAUAACUUCUAUAAUAACAAAAUAAUUGCCAUCAUGAGUGAAUCCACGGAGUUUGAAGAAAGCAGUGCUGCCACAGCCAAAGAAUGGGAACGUGACCUGAGAGCGAUGAGAGAGGGAACUGAAAGGAUGCGCAAGAACUACCAGAGUAGGAAGACCUCUCGGACGUCCCGUGCUGUUGUUAAUGCUGCUGCAGAAAAUGAUGGGGAUCGACCUGUUACUUCAAGACCUACACAACUAGCCUCAGAGAAAAUUCAAGAACUAGAAGCUUCACUACAUGAAGCUAAGGAAAGUGCUAAGUAUAAGGAAAGCAAGAUUAUCAAGAUGCAGAAAGAGCUUGAGAUGACUAACGGCCUGAUAGCAAAACUCCAAGCAAAAGUGAAUGAAUCCAAUCAAUGCCUUCAAAAGACAAAAGAAAUUAUCGAAGACCUCCAGAACAAAGUUGCUUUAGGAGCUGAGCCCUACAAAGAAGAAAUUGAAGAUCUGAAAACAAAGCUGGUGAAAAUAGACCUAGAGAAGAUGAAAAAUACCAAGGAGUUUGAAAAAGAAAUUACUGUUACAAAAGCCACUGUUGAAUACCAAAAAGAUGUUAUAAGGCUGCUAAAAGAAAACCUGAGAAGAAGCCAACAGAUCCAAGAUACCUCAAUGCUAUCAGAAAACGUCGAGCCUCAGGCUGUAACUAAAGCCAUCACCUGCGGGGGUGGCAGUGGCAUUGUACAGAGCACGCAAGUGCUCAUCUGGAAAAGUGAGCACAUGAAACUGGAAAGUGAGGUCUCCAAGUUGAAGCAGAGAAAUGAGCAGCUGAUGAAGCAGCAGAAUGAGCUGCGGAGCAACAAUCUUCGUCUUUCUAAAGAGAUCAAAACAUGGAAAGAAAGAACCAUUAUAAGAGAAGCUCCAAAAGAAGUCACUUAUGAAAAUUCCCCAAAGUCUCCUAAAGUGCCCAGAACGCCUUCUAAAAACAGACAGAAUACUCCUUCACAGUGUAAGGAGCGGAAUUCACAGGAAUCGCCGAAAUCCUGGUUUUUUGAUAGCCGAUCAAAGUCUUUUCCAACAGCUCAUCCAGUUCGCUAUUUUGAUAACUCAAGUUUAGGCCUUUGCCCAGAGGAACACACCAUCGGGGCAGAGAACGUGGCCCCUCCGCCAGAUCCCUGGCGCACCUCUUCCGGAAAAGAGAAGCCCGAGUGCACAACACAGUAAUUCCUCGGCCCCGGGGCGGCUGGUCGGCGUCCAGUGUCCGGGCAGCAGUGCGACCGUCCAACUUCAUUCACGUCUGUUUUCCUGUCACCAUUAGAACAGGAAGAUCAAGGAAUUGUAAAUUAACUUCCCGGAAAUUAAGAGCAGUGAUGUCAGUGCCUUCCUAAAUGUAGUAAUGCUU
Messenger RNA from Echinops telfairi (small Madagascar hedgehog), 7996 nucleotides. RefSeq names its product centromere protein E (gene CENPE). The transcript has 49 exons. Bases 1 to 7818 code for a protein of 2605 amino acids. Gene Ontology annotation, biological process: mitotic cell cycle; microtubule-based movement. NCBI's taxonomy places the organism in Eukaryota, Metazoa, Chordata, Mammalia, Afrosoricida, Tenrecidae. The record is from RefSeq and is a predicted model, not a curated record. Gene Ontology annotation, molecular function: ATP binding; microtubule binding; plus-end-directed microtubule motor activity. Gene Ontology annotation, cellular component: microtubule.